AUGGCAUCAAAGAAAAUAUGUGGGGCUCCAAUUGCGAACCCGUAUGCCAAAAAGAGACGUGUCGAAUUAGAGCCCAAGCCUCCGUCGGCUGCAAACAAUGCUCCAUUUUCUGGAGGGUCAACAUUCUCCCAAGCCUUUCAGACAGUUGACGAGACGAAACAAUAUAAAAAGCACGCAAAAAAUGCUGGAAUUGCAAGUGAUCCAAAUGUGAAGCGAAUGAAAGCAGAACAAAGACUACUAGACAUGAACGAGAACCAGAGACACAUGCAACAGCAGAAACAACAACAGCUGAAUAACAUAAGUGACAAAGAUCACCAUCAGUUACUGCAGCCCCAUAUGCUGUACGUGAGUACAAAGCAACGAGGAAAUGGUGUCCUUAAACACAUUCGAAACGUCCCCUUCGCCUUCUCAAAGAUGGUUCCAGAUUACAUCAUGAGUCCAACUAGUUGCGCCCUCUUUCUUUCCAUCAAGUAUCACCAGCUUUACUCCAACUAUAUUCACCGCCGAUUGGGAGAACUGAAGUCUGAUUUUAAAGUUCGAAUACUCUUGGUACUAGUAGACGUGGAGGACAAUGCCAAAAUUCUCUUGCAACUAAAUGCGAUCUCGGUCCGAAACAGCAUGACUAUGAUCUUGGCAUGGACAGAAAAGGAAGCGGCUCGCUACUUGGAAUCCUACAAAGCCCUCAAUGGAAAGGAUGCAAGUAUCAUUCAGCGGAAAGAGGCUAACAACUAUGUGGAUCAAGUAGCCGAGUUCAUUACCGCGACGAAACCAGCUAACAAAACUGAUUCAGCAAAUCUUUUGUGUCAUUUUUCUAAUGUUCAAGCCAUUAUCGCCGCAUCGAAGGACGAGUUGUCACUCUGUCCUGGCUUAGGCCACGUGAAGGUUCAAAAGCUGCACGACGCAUUCCAUCACCCAUUCUCAACACAUGCAGCUGCGAAGCUGAAGAAACGAAAAUUGGAAGAAGAGAAGGAAACGGAGGAUAAGCACGCCAAUAGCUAG
This is a messenger RNA of Cylindrotheca closterium, 999 nucleotides long. The record is from the annotation of a GenBank genome assembly. NCBI's taxonomy places the organism in Eukaryota, Bacillariophyta, Bacillariophyceae, Bacillariales, Bacillariaceae.